Copidosoma floridanum is the source of this 565-nucleotide messenger RNA. RefSeq lists its product as uncharacterized. The record is from RefSeq and is a predicted model, not a curated record. Gene Ontology annotation, molecular function: odorant binding. NCBI's taxonomy places the organism in Eukaryota, Metazoa, Arthropoda, Insecta, Hymenoptera, Encyrtidae.
AUCCAUUAAUAGUUUGGAGUGUACAAUAAGAAAAAAAAUAAUUCAUCAUGAAUAGCUUAUUUCUAAUUAUAGGCAUUGCAACUGUUAUGUUUCUAGCCAAUUGCGAGCAAAAUGUAACUCUUGUGGAUACUGCGCUGAGUAAGUUGCAUACGACAUGUUUGAAGAACAGUGAAAUGACCGAAGAAAUGUUUACUAACUCAUCAAACGCCCAAGAUCCUAAAAUGAAUUGUUACCUGGGUUGUGUUUGGAAUGCGACGGGAAAGUUCGUAGGUGGAAAACUUCAACCAACUAAAGUUUUACAUUCAUUCAGACGACACAUGCAUCACACUAUGGGUAUAAUGCAUGCUAACGUAGCAAAAUGUAUUUCCAAAGCCAAUAACGAAACCGGUGAAUGUAAUAUUUCAGGAGUUUUUAAAAGCUGCCUCGAAGAUAACAUCCAAUUCCAUAUUCUUAUAUGAUGAAAUUUUUUUCUUACUUCUACAUAAUUAAUAUAGAGUAGAAUAUUAUUUUGUCACACAUUUUCAAUGAAUAAAGUUGAUGUCAUAAAUAAACCUUUAGCCACUCA